CAGACACAGGAGGAGGGCAAGAGAGAAGGGAAAGGAGACGUGCGUUCCUGGGAUGGGGACAACGAGAGAUGAGACAGAAAAGAAAAAACAGGAUGAGAACAUGAAUCCUUAAGUGUUGAUGCAUGAAGAAGAAAACAGGGAUGGUGGGAGAAAGAAUAGUAAGUGACCAGUCAGUGUGUGCGCAACUUCGUUGUCUUUAGAAUAAAAGGAUGGGCGACAGUGCCACAGCAGCAAGACGGAGCAUGGUGGGGUUUAAAGAGUGUGUUUUCUAAAAGUAGUAGAGAAGGGCUGAGAGAGUGUAUCCUUAGGAACGGGAGUCUGGAAAAAGGGAAGGGCCUUGGUCUCCUCCUCUCCAGCUGACAAAAACAGCUGCCCAGGAGCCUGCUCAGAGAGGGGAAGGAGGUGAGAGGAAGACUUAAACGGCAGAGAGACGGACAGAAGAGGGAGAGUCCUGGACUCCAGCCACCUAUAUGGGUUGUGUCCUGAGCUCGGACUGGUGUGGGGAGGGAGAGGUGCAACCAGUGCCAGUGAUCCGAAGCUCAUCGGUAAAAAGAAGGAGUUUGGAGAGGAGUGACAGCACCAGGAUGAGGCUCACAAAGGUUGGGAAGGGAGAACCCCACAUCUUUAAGGAAAAGACAUUCAAGAAGAAGCGGCAAUGCAGCGUGUGUCGACAGAACAUCGACAAUGUGGGCUCAUUGUGCAGAGGAUGCAAAACAGCCACCCACCGGAAGUGUGAGGGCAAGGUGAACUCUAUGUGUGUUCAAGCUCCCUCCAACGAUCUGCCGCGUAGAGGGACAGCUCCUUCUAGACACAACCAGCACAUGGGAUCAACCAAGUCCCUAACCUACACAAAACAGAGGAACACCCUUCCAAGGAGCUUCAGUGUGGACCGUGUGAUGGAGCGCGUGAUGGAGCGAAACUAUGACUUCGACCUGACUUACAUCACGGAGAGGAUCAUCUCCGUCUUCUUUCCUCCAAAGUUAGAAGAGCAAAGAUACCGGCUCAACCUAAAGGAAGUGGCUGCCAUGCUCAAAUCCAAACAUCAAGACAAGUUUCUGCUCUUGAAUCUCUCCGAAAGACGCCAUGACAUCACCCGACUAAAUCCUAAGGUCCACGACUUCGGCUGGCCUGACCUCCAUGCCCCUCCACUGGAUAAGAUCUGUGCCAUAUGCAAGGCCAUGGAGAACUGGCUAACCUCUGACCCCCAGCACGUGGUGGUCCUACACUGCAAGGGCAACAAAGGGAAAACAGGCGUGAUUAUUGCAGCCUACAUGCACUACAGCAAGAUCUCUGCAGGAGCGGACCAGGCUCUCACUACUCUUGCCAUGAGGAAGUUCUGUGAAGAUAAGGUGUCCUCUUCCCUCCAGCCAUCCCAAAACAGGUAUAUCUAUUACUUUGGAGGCCUUCUCUCUGGGGCAAUAAAGAUGAACAGCAGCCCUCUCUUCCUGCAUCAAGUCCUCAUCCCAUCACUACCUAACUUCCAGGGUGAAGGAGGUUACCACCCCUUCUUGAAGAUUUAUCAGUCCAUGCAGUUGGUCUACACUUCAGGCAUAUAUGACCUUCAAGGCACAGGGGGGAGGCGGCUGUGUGUGACCAUCGAACCAGCUUUGUUGCUAAAAGGUGACAUCAUGGUGAAAUGCUAUCAUAGGCGACUGCACAGUACGGACAGAGACACAGUGUUCAGGCUGCAGUUCCACACCUGCACCUUCCAUGGAUCCCAGCUGUGGUUUGGAAAAGGGGAACUGGAUGAAGCUUUUACUGAUGAACGUUUUCCAUCCGAUGCCACUGUAGAGUUUGUCUUCUCUUCAGGACCUGAGCGAGUCAAAGGCCGUGAAUACCACAAAAACGACCCAGCAGUCACUGUGGACUACAACACAUCUGACCCGGUGGUUCGUUGGGACUCCUAUGAGAACUUCAACCAGCGGUAUCAGGACAGUCUGGAGGAUAUUGGCCAUACCCGAGGUCCUUUGGAUGGGAGUCUAUAUGCUCAGAUAAAGAAGCGCCGGGGACCCAGCUCUGGUUCUCUGACGUCAACCAAUGGCAGCAGCCCAGGUGGGGCCCCUGCAGAAGACAGACCCGAUCAUCUGAUCCCUCAAGGUUCUGACUCCGGUCUUUCAGCUCAUUCCCUCCACUUGAACCAAUCAUCUAUUCAUUCUGACCACCCAGAGGAACCUGUUCGUCCCCCUCCCCCUACCAGACAGGAAAGAGAGGACCUGGAUCGUCUUCUUGGUGGGAUUGAGGGAAACCAAGAUGGUGAGCGAGAGACCGCCAUUUUAGAUGAUGGAGAUUCCUGGCCCCCGGAGAGAACUGGGACACUGAGGCUCAGUCGGUCAUGUUCUUGUAGGGAUGGUUACAGGUCUCAGCGCUGCGCUGAACCGGGUUGUGACCGCACCCUCCUCAUGCCAAAUGGCUACUGCCUCGAUCGAGCUCCCGGCACUAACGGGCACCUUGGGUCAACCCCUUCCACCAGUCCAAACCCAGCCGGUCCUCCAUCACACAUGGAUAUGUGUCAGCAUUACAGCCAACAGACCCACCAAGCUCUUCCCCCACCAGAUCUAGUGUGGGACCGACAGAGCGGCGCACCUCACUGCUUACACCGUUCCUGUUCUGAGGCCCCUUUACCUCGACAUAUCUGUCCAUACCCAUCUCCAGACCUGACCCCUCAUUCUCAUAAUGCUUCUCACCACCAUCCAUUAUCUCCUGCUAGUCGACUUUGCUGUCGUGAAGAUGUCCCCUUCCAUCAUCCUCCCUCUCACAGUCUCCACCACACGCACCCAAACCACCCAAAGCCCUCCACCAGCCCCACUUACCAUGAUAUAAUGUUGAUGGAUAACUUACCGCCCCUGGGCUGUCCUUGUAGGGACUGCAGCAUUAGGAGAGAAGAUUCAGCAGCCUACCAUACUUUGAGGAUAGACCGUGGUGACAGCUUUCACUGGGACAGAGAGGCAGAUAUCCAACAGCGAGAGGCAAGACUGAGAAGAGCCAGGGAGACGGAAUUAACCAGAGGACCAGAGCUUCCCUGGGAAAGGGAUCCUGGGCUCAGACGAGACAGAGAGCUGUCACUCCACUGGGAGCGGGACCGAGAAGCCGAGCUGCAGUGGGAGAGAGAAAGGGAGGCAGAAUAUUGGCACAGGCGGGCCACUGUAGCUUCCUACGGCCUACAGGGACACGACCUGCCUGCCUUCAACUUCGACCCUUUGCCAUCAGGUCACCCAGCUUAUCCUGAAGCCUCGAGGUCACAUUCUCAUUCUCACCUGGAUCUGAAGUACAGCAGCAGCGGGUACCAAACACCACGACAAGUGUGCCCCUGCUCACCUUAUCAGCCUUCGCCCUCUGAGAGCAGAGGCUAUGCCUCUGGCUACCAGUCUGAGUCCACAUCCCCUCUGCCACCUCCUUCCUCCAUGGUAGGGAGCUGUAGCCACAGCAACGGACCAGCAGACCAUAACCCUAACCACCAUCACCACCAUGCGGACUCACAGCAGUCUUACAGCUCUGACUCACAUACUGAGGGCCUUCGUAGUUCUGGUGAGAGUGUGGGCUGGAGGGAUCACAUCACCCAGGGGUCCUUUAGGAGGGUCAACAGAGACGGCCAUGUGGCUUGCUCCACACCAUCCGAUAUGUCUGGGCCGCCCACACCUGUGCACACCAGUAGCCCGCUUCGCACCCAGGAGAGUCCCAUCCCAGGAGGCAGAGAUUAUGAAAUCCGGACAACAGACAUCAUCGGCAGUGACAGUGAAGGUUCCCCAGCCCAGGACGGACUAGUUGGUAACAGUAAUAUAACUCAGCAAUCUCCAGAAUGCCCACAAAAUAGCACCAAACAGGCAUCUUUAUCACCUACCAAAUCAGAUUCCCCAGGAGCAGGCCAUCCUCUCAGUACUGUACCUCACCAACACAGCACCAUAGAUGCCCCCUUAGCUGCUUCUUUAGACUUUGAGACAACAACCCCAAGAAACCAGGAGCACUGCCAGGUUCACGCCUCAUCAGCACCAAGCACACAUUCCCAGCCUGUCCCUCUCAAUCCUUCCCCACUCAGUCCAUCAGAAGCUGCUGCUGUCCCCUCAACGGUGGCCCAGCAUGUAGUCCAGACUAAGACCCAAACCCAAGCCAGUGGUCCUGCUGGACCUAGUUCAGCACAUGUGAAUGGAUCUUCACCAGUAAAGUCUAACCCAGAGAACUCUAAGCACCCCAUCUCUAACCCCCCAUCUGGUCCUACAACGUCAUGCCCACAGCCUGGUUCCAGCAGCAUGGAUGGCUCUCCUGUGUCAGACACCCCAGUUCCUGGUUUUGCAACUCUAGGUAGAAGGUUAAUGUUGAGCGGGUCAGAACCCCACCACUCACAUUGCCUACAGCACCAUGGACACCCUAAUCACCAUUAUGCAACUGUGGACCAUAGCGCUGUUCUGGACUCUAACAAGAGAAAUGGUUAUCUUGGUCCUACCCCACAUCUCCACCCAGCCUCCUACUCCAACUACUCUACCAUCUCAAUCCCUCUCCCACACCCACAGCCCCCUCUGCCAGAGAAACGGCAUCAGCCCACCCAGCCAGGCUCCCCCAGUGAGGGAGGGGGAUCAGCCGUGGGCCAGGGGCCUGCCUCCAGCUCCCAGCAUCAGCACCACGUCACAUUUUCUCCUACAGUGGGGAAAAUUGAACCACCUGCAGGUCAAAAUGAAGUGGAAGGCGGAACAGACACCCGAGUCAGUGUUAAGUUUGUCCAAGACAGUUCAAGAUUCUGGUACAAACCAGGCAUCUCCAGAGAGCAAGCAAUUGCAGCUUUGAAGGAGAGAGAGCCAGGAACCUUUCUGAUCAGGGACAGUAACUCCUUCCAGGGAGCUUAUGGUCUGGCCCUAAAGGUGGCUAUACCUCCACCCAAUGUGAACCUCAAUAGCAAGGCGAGUGAUCCACUGGAGCAGCUGGUGAGACAUUUCCUGAUAGAAACAGGCCCUCGGGGAGUUAAGAUCAAAGGGUGUCAGAACGAGCCCUACUUUGGGAGUCUGUCUGCAUUAGUCUAUCAGCACUCCAUCACACCCAUAUCUCUGCCCUGUGCUCUUAAAAUCCAAGAAAAAGAUCUUGUAGGAGAGGUGCAGGAGGUGCAACCAGUCAGCAACAUCAGCACAGCUGCAGACCUGCUGCGACAGGGAGCAGCCUGUAAUGUCCUCUACCUGAACUCUGUGGAAACCGAGUCACUUACCGGCCCCCAAGCAAUUGCCAAAGCAACAGAUGCAACCCUGGGUCGCCAUCCUCGGCCGUCAGCCACGGUGGUCCAGUUCAAGGUGACAUCACAGGGCAUCACGCUGACUGACAGCCAGCGAAGGGUUUUCUUUAGGAGACAUUACCCAGUGAACAGUGUUACCUUCAGCAGUGUUGACCCAAAGGACAGAAGGUGGACUAACUCUGACAACGCGGCUGUUAAGGUGUUUGGUUUUGUUGCUAAGAAACCAGGCAGCAUGGCAGAGAACGUGUGCCACCUUUUUGCAGAGCUGGACCCGGAGCAGCCUGCUUCUGCUAUCGUCAACUUUAUCAAUAAGGUCAUGCUAGCACAGCGCAGAUGAAGAAACCCAAGCAACUCUUUUCUACGGAACAUUUACAGCCCGUUAACGGCUUAUGACGGUGUUAUUUUGAUGAGAAGACUGUCCAUUGUUUCUGGUAGUGUGAGCCUCCAGAGAAGUGGCAUUCUGACAGAAACAGCACAAUCAUUUAUCAGGGGCUGUUAUCAAAAGGCGAGCUUUAAGCGUUAAGCAGCAGUUACCAGCUGUUACAUUUAGUCAGGGGAUACAUUAGCCAUCAUUUAAAACAACCUUGUUUUUUGU
This is a messenger RNA of Cyprinodon variegatus (sheepshead minnow), 5807 nucleotides long. It is a transcript of the gene tns2a, whose product is annotated as tensin-2-like. The transcript has 28 exons. NCBI's taxonomy places the organism in Eukaryota, Metazoa, Chordata, Actinopteri, Cyprinodontiformes, Cyprinodontidae. Bases 471 to 5549 code for a protein of 1692 amino acids. Gene Ontology annotation, molecular function: protein tyrosine phosphatase activity; protein binding. Gene Ontology annotation, biological process: peptidyl-tyrosine dephosphorylation. The record is from RefSeq and is a predicted model, not a curated record.